AAAACACGCCCGUCCGCUCUCCCGCCCUGCUUCCCUCCCUUCGGAGACUGCACAGAGCCAAGGGCUGAGGGGAAAGGCGGGGCUGCCCACAUCUGGCCUGAGUAACCACAUCUGGUCAUAGCAACAACGGCCCAGGGGCCUGGGCUGGGCGGAGGGCAGGACGCCCCAGGGAGCCAGGAGAGCCGGAGGGGGCGGGGGCCUCCUCCUCCUCCUCCCACUCACUUAGAACCCCAGAGGGCGCCUCCGCCCUCAUCCCCGGUCCUCCAGUCCGCCCCCUCCGGCCCAGCCCGCCACAGCUGUCCCGGGCUGCCCAUGGAGCUCGACCGGGCUUUCUGCGCCGCAGGAGAGUUCGGGAGAUGCCAGAGGCGCCUCGUGGCCGUACUCCUGGGGCUGCAGGUCUAUGUGGCCUGCCAGUCUGUGCUCAUUGUGUUGGUGGGUGCUGUACCAGAAUAUCACAUCGACCAGGAAGAGAUUCCCAGGAACCCCGAGGAGCUGGCCAGCCAUGUGCACUUUGCAGAUAAUUUUACAUCCAUAGUGACGGAGUGGUGCUUAAUCAAACAGGAAGCGUAUAAAGUGAGCCUGACGUCAUCCUUGUUCUUUGCGGGGCUGCUCAUUGGAAACCUCACCUUUGGCCCGUUAUCAGAUAGACUGGGCAGGAAGCCCGUGUAUUUGACAGGUCUCUUUUUUGAUGUAAUUUUGGGCUACAUCUCAGCCUUUGCCCCAAGUUACCAGGUCUUUGCCAUGUCCCGCCUUGGUGUUGGAGUUAUGAAUGGUGGAACAGCUUUAGUAUCUUUUGUCUUGACACAAGAAUAUGUAGGGAAAUCAUUUUGGGCACUAACAGGUUCGUUGACCAACAUGACAUUCGCGGUUGGCAUCGCAUUCUAUGCUGUGCUAGGGUACUACAUCAGGGACUGGCGCACGUUGGUCUUUGUCUCGAAUUCUCCUGGGGCUUUCUUCUUUUUCCUUUCCUACCUGCUCCCUGAAUCACCAAGGUGGCUGCAUUCCCAAGGGGCUGUGGAAAAAGCCGAGGCCAUAAUGCAGGACAUAGCCUGUGCUAAUGGCAAAGAGAGGUUAAAGAUAAAAUUGAAACCACUCGGAGGGGCAGAGAAAACCCAAGACUCAGCACCUGGAGUUCUGAACCUGGUCACACACCCCGUCCUUCGCUGGCGGACGGUCAUCCUGAUGUACAUUUGGUACGUGUGUAGCCUUGUCUACUAUGGCCUUACUUUGAAUGCUGGUGAACUCAAAGGAAAUCUAUACCUGAACAUGGCUCUGUAUGGUCUGGUGGAAGUCCCGGCUUGCCCUCUCUGUAUAUACUUCAUCGAGAAGCCCUGGGCAGGAAGACGGAAAACCACCUCUGCUUUCCUCAUUUUCGCGGGGCUCGCCUGCAUCUCGACCACGUUCUUAGGCGACCGUCCGGGUUCGUUUUGGAAUCCCACACUGUUGGCCUUGAGUGGAAAACUGGCGAUAAGCGCCGCCUUCAACAUCGUGUACAUCUACACUUCAGAGCUCUACCCGACGGUCAUCAGGAACGCUGGCCUUGGGGUCUGCUCGAUGACCUGCAGAAUGGGUGGCAUCUUGGCUCCUUUCAUCCCCACCAUGAAAUCUCUGGGCCCUGCUGUCCCCUUGCUGGUGUUCGGCCUCAGCGGGCUUUCCGCAGGAUUCCUGGAUCUGCUCCUGCCAGAAACUCUGAAUGGGCCCACCGUAGAGAGCCUGCAGGAUCUGUAGGCCUCGGAAAGCCGACCGAGAAGCAGGCCGGGUGUGCUAAUGAAAAGGAAAUCAUCUUUUGAAAUCCACCAAAAGGAUUUUGGUUCUGAUCAAUGUUUGGCCAUUUUCUUUUUUUGGCAAGGAAUUUUUGCAAUCAAGACAAGAAGUCAUCAUUUGAUAGUAGAGGGAAGAAUGAAAGGACCAAGAAGCCUUCCCCUGAUAAACUCUGGAGCCCAGUAGAUGGAUGGGGUGGGAGGAGGGCCAUGUUUAUCAGAACUUGUAAUCAGAUAAAUUCGACAUCUGUGGAUCCAUGAAAUUGAGGAGAAACAAUCAGUGAUGAUGAAUGAAAAACGACUGGCCAUCUUGGUAUGGAUUUUAGGGUUAAUGAAUGGCAAGUACAGGACAUUGGAUAUUUUGAGUCUUUAGAACACUGUGUGCCAGUACCCAGAGACAGCAUCAUUAAUCACCCACAUGAAGUUGGGCGAUGGCAGCAGAGUACAAUCUUGGGCGUGAUCUGAUGAGUAGGUCAAGAUAGAGAGUUGCAAUGGUCCAUCAUUGGAGAGUCACCACCCAACUGCUCUUUUCAGACUUGUCAUUAAGCUCAUUGUGUGCCCAAUGGGAUCUUCCUCCGUCCCCACUUCACCAUCCACCCUCAACUUUUUCUCAUUUUCCUUUUAUGGACUUUUCAGGGACAAAAUACCUCAUGGCUAUGACCAAAGACUUUUUUUUUUCAUUGGUUUUAUAUUAUAGAGUGGUAAGCCAAUUAGAUUAUCAAGGACUUUAAAGAAAGCCAAUCAGGUAUGUGCCAAGUAGGUCCCCCACACCCAAAUAAAUCUAGCUGUCACAAACAUUUAGUCAAUGGUUGCAGAGUGGAUGAAGGAAAGAAAGAAUGAGCCCCUACCAUGAUAACGCUGGUGUGUGGGAUAAGAACAAUGAUAGGAGUUGAAUGUUAUUUAAUGCAUUUUCAUUCAGGGAAGAGAGACAUUCAUGGUACAGUGGGUAGAGAGCUGGCCUCAGAGCCAGAAAGACCUGCCCUUGACAUAUAUGCUGGAAUGACAUAUAUGUAGGACCCUAGGCAGGUCACCUAACCUCUAGUAUUCAAGUAAGCCUCUAAGUUGCUGGGAAGGUAUGCCCACUUGCAUCCGUAGGAAGGGAUUCCCAUAUUUAGGAAUUCCUUAUAUCAGUGAUCACAGGCUUCAUCCCUAUCUGCUCUCCUUCUCAGUUAAAGAAGAUUCAUAUUUUGUUCAUUUAGCAAAGAACAGCAGGGCUACAUAGCCAAAGUUUUGCAUUUCUUAUUCUGCCUCUGAUUAUUCCCUGCAGCAACAUGGGAGGGGGUGCCAAGAUACAGCUGAAGCUGCUUCCCUGCUGGGUUAAUUGGUAUUUAAAACAUUCAGCCCAUAAGGUAAAAGGUACUUAGGAUCUCUGUUACUAGGGGAACCAGGAAGCAUUUCUCAGUGAUAAUUUUAUUGCCUACAGGAAGAAAUACAACGUCCUCAGUCUGGCUUUUAAGCCUCUCCAGAAUCUGGCUCCAGCCUCCUUUUCUCCUCUCAUUGGAUCAUGCUUUUUCCUUCCUGUACUCUUAAGUUUCAGCCAAAUUGGACUAUUAGCUGUACAUUGAACUCAACAUUCCACCUUCCAGCUCUCUGUAUUCUCAGAAGUUGUUCCCCAUGCUGGAAAUUCAUUCCCUCCUCAUUUCUAGCUCUGAAGCUGGAUCUUUCUUCUUUUUUAAAAAAACUCAAUUUUAUUUUCAGAGCUGCAUUCUCUCCCUCUCACAUCUCCCUACCCCAAUGAGAAAACAAGAAAAAUAAAUCCUGUUACAAGCGUGUAAUCAAGCAAAACAAA
Monodelphis domestica (gray short-tailed opossum) is the source of this 3549-nucleotide messenger RNA. Its product is annotated as solute carrier family 22 member 15-like. Gene Ontology annotation, molecular function: transmembrane transporter activity. The record is from RefSeq and is a predicted model, not a curated record. NCBI's taxonomy places the organism in Eukaryota, Metazoa, Chordata, Mammalia, Didelphimorphia, Didelphidae. Gene Ontology annotation, cellular component: membrane. Gene Ontology annotation, biological process: transmembrane transport.